CUUGUUAUAGACCCAGUCUGGAUAGUCAUACGAUUUUUGGGUUAUCACUCUAACAAAACCUACAUUGAAACCUACGGUAGGAGUAUAGAUUAUCUAUGGAUCCACACUACUGUGGCAACAACAUUUAACUUAUGCUGUGUUAGCCUGGACAGGUACGUAGCCAUCAUUCAUCCUCUGCGCUACCACGAUUUUCUCACCAACAGAAGAUGUUAUUUACUGAUAGCUAGUAUAUGGUUUAUGUCCCUUGUCUCACCUUGCUCAAGGUUCAUGGUUCAGGAUAUUACAGCUUUAUCAACAUUGUAUUUAUCAUUUACAGUUAUGACAAUAUUAUUUCCUAUGUCUAUUAUCGUGUUCUGUUCUCUUCGAAUUUUAAAAGCCGCCUUAGCGCAUAACAAUAGCAUAAACCCGACGAGCAGCUGUGAGCAGAAUCAAUACGUUAUUAGAAGAACUAAAAAGAACUACAAGGCUGCUAAAACAGUUUGUAUCAUAGUGGGGCUAUUUGUGGUUUCCUGGUUGCCAAGUCUCAUUACCGGUUUUGUACAUUACUUCAAUACCAAAGGGUCUCAUAACGAAAAUUAUUACACUGUGUGGACAUUUGUUGAAACAACAGCGUUUACCUCAUCUGCAAUCAACCCAUGGGUGUAUUGCUUGCGAAACGACGAGUUCUAUGAAGCAUUAUCACGUACAUUUCGAUUUCUUAAAAAACGGUAA
Pocillopora damicornis (cauliflower coral) is the source of this 711-nucleotide messenger RNA. RefSeq names its product octopamine receptor beta-2R. Gene Ontology annotation, biological process: G protein-coupled receptor signaling pathway. Gene Ontology annotation, molecular function: G protein-coupled receptor activity. The record is from RefSeq and is a predicted model, not a curated record. NCBI's taxonomy places the organism in Eukaryota, Metazoa, Cnidaria, Anthozoa, Scleractinia, Pocilloporidae. Gene Ontology annotation, cellular component: membrane.